AUGUCCGAACGAAUGAAUAACUCUUUCGUGAAAGAAGAAGAAAGGGAGAAGAAGAUGGGCGGUUCACAUAAGUUAAGAAUUUCAAUAUUACCGCGCGAUAACUAUAGCAACAAUCCAAAGUAUCGAACAAACCUCGCGCAUGUUUUAGUCGAAUUCAUUAUUAAAGGCUGCGUUCCGCAUUUGAAUACUAUCGGAAUGUCUGCAGAAAAGAAAGAUAAAGAGAGCAAAAAAGUGCCUGAAAGAGUGAUUCCUAUAAAUAAACGUGGUGAUUUUUUCAGAAACGAAGUGGUCGUUGAUAAUAUUCGCAAAGAAACGAACUUCCUCGAAAGCGUAUCGCAACGGUUAUGGUCGCAGAAGUACGAGCAUUUGAAUGGGCAAUUUUUCAAAGAGGUGUUGGCGGAAGAAUGCAGAAAAGCGGGACUUCCGGUGAAUACCUUCGAGCAUGACCCGCUGGAAGACGCGAUGGAACGUUCACCGAUUCCUUUGAAAGCUUCUCCGGCCUUCCCGAGAACGACAUCCGCUCAGAUCGGUCACCGUUCGUCUCGCGCGGAAUACAGCUUGGAAUUUGCGGGUCGUUUAUUUAUCUCGCCAAAGUGGACGAUCGAACCCCCCACGAAAGCUGACGAAUUACGCGUGACGCAACAAAGAUUUAUUUUUCUAGGUUGACGCUCCGA
Molecule: messenger RNA, 674 nt
Organism: Nylanderia fulva
Lineage: Eukaryota; Metazoa; Arthropoda; Insecta; Hymenoptera; Formicidae
Source: RefSeq, a predicted model, not a curated record